AUGGAGAUGUCUGUGGAGAAACACGAAGAAUACGACUACCACUACAAAUACGACUACCAUUACAGAUACGACGGCUACACCGUGUACGUCGGUGACCACCGCAUCCUUACCAUCUACACCGAAAGUUACGACACUGCCACCAAAUGGCUCAAGGAAGUCCGCAAGAUCCACUGCAACAACAAACACAACACUCUCCUCGUCGGCGUCUACGUCGACCGUCAAUUCCUCUCCUACGAGCGUCACGGCCUCAAGGACUCUCCCUACGAUCUCAUCUCACUCUGUAUCGGCUCACAUUGUCUUAUCUACCGCCUUCUCCAUCCAGAACAUUACCGUACCCCAAGAAUACUUGAAACCUUCUUCACCGACCCUGCUGUCAUUGCCGUUGGUAUGAACAUGGUAUCUGUCGCCAAGAAGCUGAUGUGGGACCAUGGAAUCAAGUUUGUGAACCCUGUGGACUUGAAUACUAUGGCAAUGAAGGGCAUGAAGAGGGACGAUCUGGAUAUAGGGCGGUACGAUCUUGAUCGGUUGGCUAAGGUGGUGUUAGGGAAGCGCUGGGACAUAGUAAGGCCUAAACAACCGGUGGAGUGGUACGAGAGGGAUGAAAUGUUGACGGUGGAGAAGGUGAUGUUUGUUACUGUUGAUACCUACUUUUAUUAUCGGAUCGGAUCUGAGCUUCUUGAUAUGAUGAACUGUUUGCAUCCGCUGCCUUCUUCUUUGAAGACGAAGAAGAACAAGAAGAAGUAG
Ilex paraguariensis (yerba mate) is the source of this 744-nucleotide messenger RNA. NCBI's taxonomy places the organism in Eukaryota, Viridiplantae, Streptophyta, Magnoliopsida, Aquifoliales, Aquifoliaceae. The record is from the annotation of a GenBank genome assembly.